This is a messenger RNA of Nelumbo nucifera (sacred lotus), 510 nucleotides long. RefSeq lists its product as uncharacterized. The record is from RefSeq and is a predicted model, not a curated record. Lineage: Eukaryota; Viridiplantae; Streptophyta; Magnoliopsida; Proteales; Nelumbonaceae. Gene Ontology annotation, molecular function: RNA-DNA hybrid ribonuclease activity; nucleic acid binding.
AUGGACAGGUGGUGGAAUAAUUUAUGUAAACCUGUUGGUAUCUACAAAGACUACUUCAUUAGAGAAAAAUUUGCUCGUGUCUCUUGGUUCAUUUGGAAGAAUAGAAAUAGUAAAUGUUUUAAUGGUCAUACUUAUGAUGCGAAGACCAUCAUUAAUAGAGCAUUGGCCUACUGGAAUGAAAUUAAAGAGAUAUCCUCUUGUGUGAUUAACAAUAACAGGAAAAUGGUAACCCACGUUGAGUGGUUCUGGCCCAAACACAACUACAUCAAGAUUAACUUUGAUGCCUCUUGCUCGAACAGUGGCAAUUAUGCAAUUGGCUGCAUUGCUAGGAACCAUCAAGGCAAUGUCCUGGAAUCUAAAGCUAUUGGCAUUAGAAGUUCAACUAUCAAUCUUGUUGAAGCUUGGGCAACUAUUAAUAUGGCUAUCAACUAUAGGGAUCAGAAAAUCAUCAUUGAAGGUGACUCUAAACUUGUUAUUGACUGCCUCAAUGGUAGACUUGCACCUCCGUAG